Messenger RNA from Striga hermonthica, 1491 nucleotides. NCBI's taxonomy places the organism in Eukaryota, Viridiplantae, Streptophyta, Magnoliopsida, Lamiales, Orobanchaceae. The record is from the annotation of a GenBank genome assembly.
AUGAGCCAGUGCGAGUCGCCGGCGGCAAAAUUGCCGGCACACGUUCUGAUAUUUCCAAUACCACUGCAGGGCCACGUGAACUCUAUGCUGAACCUGGCGGAGAUCCUCUGCAUCUCGGGCCUCCACAUCACCCUCCUCCUCUUCGACCACAUCCACACCCGCCUUCUCCGCCACGCCCACCUCCGAUCCCGCUUCUCCGCCUACCCCGGCUUCCGGGUGGCCACCAUCUCCGACGGCCUCCCGCCCGACUAUCCACGCGCCGGAGACCGCAUCUUGGACACCAUCCGGAGCUUCCGGGAGGUCGGCGGGUCUGUGUUCCGCCACCUCAUGGAGUCGACUGAUGCGCUGAGCCAAGGCGGAGACAGACGGCGCGUGAGCUGCCUCAUACUUGAUGGCGCGUUGACUUUCGUUAAUCCGGUGGCUGACGAAUUGGGGAUUCCUCACAUCGUUUUCAGGACCGUCAGCGCCUGUUCAUUUUGGUCGUAUUUCAAUGUUGAAGCCAUAAUCGAGGCCGGUGAGCUCCCUCUGAGAGGUAAGGAUGAAGAUAAAUUGUCUUAUUUAAAACGAAAAGAUAUGGAUUUCAGUGUGACAAGCGUCCCGGGCAUGGAGGGAAUUCUCCGCCGGCGUGAUCUCCCAGCAUUUUGCAGAGUAGAAGAAGUGAAUGAUCCUGCACUCAACACCAUGACACUCGAAACUAAAAGAACUACCGAGUCCUCAGGAUUAAUACUCAAUACAUUCGAGGACUUGGAAGGCCCGGUUCUGGAUCAAAUCCGUAAAUGCUUCUCCAAUUUGUAUACCAUUGGCCCUCUCCACGCGCUUCUGGAAGCCCGUUUGGGUUCGGUUGAACGUUCAAGCAGCUUGUGGGAGGAGGAUCGUGGGUGUUUGGCAUGGCUCGACUCUCAACCCCCAAAGUCGGUUAUCUACGUGAGUUUUGGAAGCAUUACGAUGUUGACGAGGGAUGAGUUGCUAGAGUUCUUGCAUGGAUUGGUGAAUAGUGGCAAAAGGUUCUUGUGGGUGGUAAGGCCCGAUUCGGUUGUGGAGGGGAAUGAUAAUAAUGUUGAGACGAUGAUGCGGGAGCUCGAGGAAGGAGCCGAAUCCAAAUCAAGGGGGCUCAUUGUCAGGUGGGCCCCACAGAGGGAGAUUCUAGCCCAUCCGGCAGUUGGUGCCUUUUUCACACACUGUGGGUGGAAUUCGACUCUGGAAGGAAUUGUGGUGGGCGUGCCGAUGGUGUGUUGGCCUUAUUUUGCGGACCAGACGACAAAUAGUAGGUUUGUGAGUGAGGUGUGGAAGAUGGGGUUGGACAUGAAAGAUAGGUGUGAUAGAAAUGAAGUGGAGAAGAUGGUUAGUGAUGUUAUGGAUGUGAGGCGGGAUGAAUUCGUCGACAAGGCUCGUGGAUUGUCGGUUUUGGCGAGGAAGGCUAUUUCAGAAGGGGGAUCGUCUUGUAUGGAUUUGGCGAGGUUGAUUGAGUUUAUCAAGUCCACAGUUUCAUGA